ACACAGGUAAGCACUCCCCCACUGCUCACUCCGCCCUCUUCCCUAAUGAGUUUCCUGCUUUUGUGGGACAGACCUAGAAGAGCUGUAAAAGUGCAGAAGGUACGUGAUUGUCGAGAAAUUGCUUUGCAUUCAGAACAUGGACAACUGAAGUUCUAGUUUCAUGCAACAGGAUCUUCUCAUCAUUUGGUAGCUUCCCAUAUUUACGAGGUACCGUCUUCGAGUUUCAAAAGAAAUCUUUGUUGUCACCCGACAAGAAAACUCGGAACAAGGAAGGGGAAUUUUUUACUGAUGUCCUAUCAUCAAGUCAGAAGGGGAAGGAGCAGGGACAAAAGAGCGUGAACAUGUUUCCUGGUGAUGAAGAGAGGAAUUAAAACAUGAGUGUUGCUACCUACCGAGACCUCAUUCUGAUGCCUCUCCCCCUACCUGCUCAUCUGUUCUUAACUGUCUGCUACCACUAUCUGUACCACCAUGUGGUUAGAAACACACUGGAGGAACAUCCGCCAAGCCUUGUUGCUUCUUUUCACUGCUGGUCUUCUCACUGGGGUCACCCUGCUGGCCAUUUCAUCUAACACCAAUCCAGUAGGUUAUUUCUUCCUAGGGGUAGGGGGAGUGUGCCUGGUUGGCUAUUUGCUGAGUGUGUUUGUCGAGUGCUACCUGAAGAAUCAGCAUCAACGUGAUGCAGAUGAGACACCUCCAAAUAGACAAAACCAAGCAGGGGUGAAUGCUGCCUAUGAAGCACCCACCUAUGAGGAGGUGAUGACUAUGUCAGUUCCAGCAAUAUGGACGAUUACAUCCAACACAGGCAUAGUGUCCUCACCACUGAAUGAGCCUCCUCCAUACAGUGUUGUUACUGGAUCAUCUGCCCCAGAAGACACUAUGAUUGAAGCUCUCAGCAUGUCUGUGGUAUCAGAAACAAGGCACACCUCUGAGACUGACACAAGCUCCAGGAUGCAGUUGCAGCUGGUACUGCCACCGAGACUGCAGCGCUUUGUUUCAGACAUUCAUGAAGUGAAAGGUGCUGCAGACAGGCUUGAGCCAGUGGAGCCACUCACUCCACCACCUACUUAUGAGAGUGUCAUCAACGAUGAGGUCUUUGAAGAUGCUUUCCAGCCCUCUGUAUCAUGACUAAUGUCACCUUCCAUGAAAACACAACCAAACCCUCAGCCCUACACAGGUUGCUCCUGGAGGGAAGGUGAAAGAGCUGAGAUUUUUCAUGCCUGAAACUGUACAAGUUUAUCUCACUGUUCCUUGAACCAGAGCAGAAUCUCAGAUGCAGCUUCUGAUCUCACUAGAGUCUUUGCACAAAAUAAAAAUCAAUGCAAUACCACAAUGCUUUUUCUUGGAAGAUAGGUAAAACCACCAUAAGGAACAUUUUGUUAUAUAUGACAACAAUUCUCAAGCUGGAGAUACACCUUUACAGAGGAGAGUGAAUAAUUACAAGAGACAAGGUUGCCAAAGGACUUCUGAAGGACUUAAGAUGCAGCCAGGAGAAGCUGCCUCAGGGAAGGGAGGAGUAGAAACAGCACUAGGUAGGUCCCACCUGUAUAUUACAAACAGCAGUACUGCUGAGACAGUCACCCAUCAGCCACCCUAAAAUCCCUACCAGGAGACUGAAGCUGCAGGUUCCUGUUUUGCAGCAAACUGAGCGUAUGGUCUGUGCUGUUUGCUGAUAACCCUCUACUGUACUCACUCCAUGUCCUCAGUGUAGCACAACUGAGCUACAAUGUGACCGAGGGGACAGUGGCUGCCUUCACCUGGAAACCAGCAACAUCUAAUACCUCUCACUUGGGGUUGAACAACUGGCCACAAGCACCACGCCAUGAAAUAACUUAUGGAUCAUGAGGUUCUCAUCCCCCACUGCUUGCAGUGGUGGACAAGAGAGAAAUAAAAGCCUUCUUUCUUCCUUCUGCAAGAGAGGCCAGCAGUGGGAUAAAGACAAUAUAGAUACUCCCCUGCUGACCACCAGUCCCUGCAGCUCUACAGGAGGGUGCAUUUCUCUGCUGUCACCACCCAAACAGAUGGCCUGACAGCAUGGCAAGCAAUUGCACAGAAGGGUCAAUGCUCCUGUAUUUAUCUGUACCACCGUGCACAGAGACUUGUCUCUGGACAGUCUGUAUGCUGAGCCCACAGCUGCAGUGCACUCAGCAGUACUGAAGAAGGUGGUCUUCAUUGUGGACAGAUAUACACUGGAGCCUGUUUCUAGUUCUCACUGAAUGGUGCUGCUGUGCUGUUAAAAUGGGUGAAUUAAACCAAUGGUCUCUACAGCAUCGAUAUGGUCUGUGGUAUGCAGGAAAGACAUUCAUAUCCGCUGAAUGUC
Molecule: messenger RNA, 2317 nt
Organism: Calypte anna (Anna's hummingbird)
Lineage: Eukaryota; Metazoa; Chordata; Aves; Apodiformes; Trochilidae
Gene: TMEM139
Product: transmembrane protein 139
Exons: 3
Coding region: 469-1125 (218 amino acids)
Source: RefSeq, a predicted model, not a curated record